GUUCCACCCGUCAAAUUCAAACAUCCCAAUAUUUUACAAAUAUUUCUACAAAGAGAGGAAAAAGUUCAAGAACUUUGAAAGAAUGUGUUUCAUUAUUUACAUAUAAACUGUUUUAAGUUAGAAUAUUCACUACAUUUUCAGCAAUCACAAUAUUUCCCUUGCGAAAAUUAUUUUGUUUUUUAAAAUUAAUGAACGAAAAAAUAUGUUUCAAUUUUGAUAUUGUAAAUGGUUGUGGCAACUAUGCAUAUUUAUAAACAGCAUCAUCUUUAACCUAACUUGUAAUACGGUGGUUGAUUUGUUAUGAAAAAACUAAUAAUUUCUCUUGGAAUGUUUUUAAAGUUAAUCGAUACUCCACAUCUUGUGAAAUUAUUCAUGAUUACCAAGUAUUCCUAUUGGCAUAAUCUUUAUAUUUUUCUGUGUGUUAUUAAAUCAAGUAACCUCUCAGAAGUGAGAAAUCUUUCCUUACAAUCUGAACUCUUUCACGUUCGUUUACCAUAGUGUUUGGAUUAUUUAAUAUAAAUAUUCUGGAUUAUCUAAAGAGACAUUAGGUAUUAUAGGCAUAGUUGGGAAUUCAGGACCCAAACAAGCGAGGUGCAUGACUUUGUUGCGAUAUGAGCUUAACUGUUACAGCUCUACAAAAUUUUCAUCCAAUAGGCAUCGAAAACUUCAACCAUUUAGAGAAACGUGACUGGCUAUUGAGAUUUCAUGCAACUUUGGAUCAAUACCUAAAAUUGUCCAAAUAAAUAAUUAACAUCAUCGUAUUGCUACUAAAAUAUUUCCAUUAUGAGUGUCAAUAUUAAUAGAAACGUCAGCGAUGUCUUCUAUCGCUAUAAAAUGCCACGAAUCGUGGCCAAAGUUGAAGGCAAAGGGAAUGGUAUCAAAACCGUCAUAGUUAAUAUGCCUGAGAUUGCUAAAGCUUUAGGAAGGCCUCCAACGUAUCCAACUAAAUACUUCGGCUGCGAAUUGGGCGCUCAAACUCAAUUCGAUUUCAAAAACGAACGCUUCAUCAUAAAUGGUUCUCAUGACGCUUCCAAACUCCAAGAUCUUCUUGAUGGGUUUAUACGCAAAUUCGUUUUGUGUCCGGAGUGCGACAAUCCCGAAACUGAUUUGUUGGUGUCUUUAAAAAGAAAUACAAUAUCCCAGAGCUGCAAGGCUUGCGGUUACCAUGGUGUAUUGAAAUCGAGUCAUAAAUUGAUGACAUUUAUAUUAAAGAAUCCACCGAAUUCUGAACGUGCAAUUCAAAGCUCAUCUACGAAUGAUGGAAAACGUUCUAAACGGAGCAAACGUAAUGGGGAAUCCAAUGGAAAUGGCAAUCAAGAAAAUCAAGGAGAUAUGACACUUGAAUCAUCUGCUAUGGAAAAUAAUGAGGGCAGCGAGGAUGAUCAAACGGAAUGGGCAAUAGAUGUUACUGAGGAAGCUAUAAAAGCUAGAAUGCAAGAUCUCAGUGAUGGUGUUAAAAACAUGACUAUUACCGACGAUCUUGACAAAUCUGAGAAGGAAAGAAUGGACAUUUUCUACAAUAUGGUGAAAGCAAAACGAGACUCUCGUCUUCUAGAAAACGCUCAAACCCAAAAAGAAAUUCUGAAUGAAGCAGAGCGUCUGGAGAUUAAAACCAAAGCUCCUCUUAUUUUAGCCGAACUACUAUUUGACCAGAAUAUUCUGACGCAAGCUAAAAAAUACCGAACGUUAUUUUUGCGUUUUAUAUUGAAUGAUAAGAAGGCACAGAAAUAUCUCAUUGGUGGUUUGGAACAAGUUAUUGCUUUGCAUACAGACAAAUUGAUGAGUAAAGUACCCGGCUUGUUGAAAGUAUUGUACGAUAUGGAUAUUCUUGGGGAAGAAUGCAUUAUCGAGUGGUCUGAAAAGGUAUCUAAAAAAUAUGUAGCUAGAGAGAUUAGCCAAGAAAUCCAUGAUAAGGCUGCACCAUUUGUAAAAUGGUUGAAGGAAGCUGAAUCUGAGGACUCGGAAAAUGAAGAUGAUAAUAUUGAAAUUGAGUAUAACGAUAGGGCACAAAUACAACUAACGGUUAUGUCUCAACAGAAACCAGUACUAAAACAGGCUGAGAAAGAUGAUGAUGGUCAAGAUCAUGUAGACAUCGAUGCCAUUUGAAUAUUUUUCUUAUUAGUUUGAAUGCGUGGAUUGUUUCAACUUGUAUUUUUUGUUAUUAAUUGAAGCAUUUUAUACAACGUUAUUUGUGUUCAUCAAUUUUUCAAUGAGUCAUUUUCUUGAAUAAAAUUUUCAAACUUUA
Molecule: messenger RNA, 2245 nt
Organism: Diorhabda sublineata
Lineage: Eukaryota; Metazoa; Arthropoda; Insecta; Coleoptera; Chrysomelidae
Product: eukaryotic translation initiation factor 5-like
Exons: 8
Coding region: 784-2106 (440 amino acids)
Biological process (GO): formation of cytoplasmic translation initiation complex; translational initiation; formation of translation preinitiation complex
Cellular component (GO): cytosol
Molecular function (GO): translation initiation factor activity; GDP-dissociation inhibitor activity; eukaryotic initiation factor eIF2 binding
Source: RefSeq, a predicted model, not a curated record